UCUAAUUUGGGUCAAAAACAUCAAAAUCAAGAUUUGGAACUUCAUAUCUUUUUGUCCUUUUUUAUUCUCUUACUGAUUCUUUUCAGAAGGGAAAUAGUUUCCCCCAUACAUUUUUUCCUGUUUUCAAACCCUAAAUUUGUGAGCUACAUUUUUUGAGUUGUGGCUUGAAUUCUGGUUGAUUAGUUAUUGAACUUGUUUGUUAUUAGUAGGAGUAUAAUGAAUGAACAAUUGGGGGUGCUAAAAGUAAUAGUUGUGCAAGGGAAAAGGUUGGUGAUCCGGGAUUUCAAGAGCAGUGAUCCUUAUGUUGUGCUCAAACUAGGGAAUCAGACUGCAAAGACCAAGGUCAUUAAUAGCUGCUUGAAUCCUGUUUGGAAUGAAGAGCUGAAUUUCACUUUGACAGAACCUUUGGGAGUCCUGAAUUUGGAAGUAUUUGAUAAAGAUCUUUUGAAGGCUGAUGACAAGAUGGGAAAUGCUUUUAUAAACCUUCAACCAUUAGUCUCUGCAGCUAGAUUAAGAGACAUUUUAAGAGUCUCUUCAGGUGAGACAACAUUAAGGAAGGUGAUACCUGAUAGUGAAAACUGUCUUGUCCGCGAAAGCAGUAUCAAUUGUGUUAAUGGUGAGGUUGUGCAGAAUGUUUGGUUACGGCUUUGUGAAGUCGAAUCUGGUGAGCUAGAAUUGACAAUCAAGUUGAUCACACCUGUUUCUAAUGCUCCCUCAAAACUGAGAAGAAGAAGAAGAAAGAGUUAUGAACAUUAUACAAUGGCAUCAUCAUCAUCAUCAUCGAUGAACACCUUGAAGCUAAAGGCGGUGUCGGUAACGAACCCUAACGACACCGCGAAGAAGGCUGAGACGGUUGAUCUCGGAAACGAAAGCGACGUCGUAUUCAUUCAGAGGUUAAUACCUUCUGAGCAGUCAUGGAAUUGGUUCCAUUACCUCGACAAACACAUUCCAUGGACCAGACCCACCAUUCGCGUCUUCGGAAAAUCUUUCCUUCAGCCUCGAGACACAUGUUAUGUUGCAACUCCAGGAUUGACUGAGUUGAGUUACAGUGGAUAUCAGCCACAUGCAUAUUCAUGGGAUGAUUAUCCACCGCUUAAAGACAUCUUGGAUGCUGUCCAUAAAGCUCUACCUGGAAGUAGUUUUAAUAGCUUACUCUUGAAUAGGUAUAAAGGUGGUAAUGACUAUGUUGGUUGGCAUGCUGAUGAUGAGAAGCUUUAUGGACCAACUCCUGAAAUUGCUUCUCUUUCUUUUGGAUGUGAUCGCGACUUCGUUUUGAAGAAGAGGCCAUGUAAAAAAUCACGCGAUGGAAGAGACGAGCCUGCGAGCAAGCGAUUGAAGAGUAGCCAUUCUGAUCAACAUACUUUUAGACUUAAACAUGGAUCCCUUUUGGUAAUGAGAGGCUAUACACAACGAGAUUGGAUUCACUCUGUACCAAAGCGUGCAAAAGCGGACGCAACACGCAUUAAUCUCACCUUUAGGCGAGUUUUCUGAUUGGCUUGGAACAAAGUCUGGUUUUUGAAAGACGCUCAUGCUUUUUUUGUAAUCUGCAUCUUGCAUUCUAGGUGGAGUGUCUUGUUUUUGUGACAAUUAAAUUAUGGAAAUGAUAAUGUUGUAGGACUUUAUAGCUUCAUGAGUUUGACUCUUCUAAAGUGAUGAGUAAUUGUCGGCUAACUCAUUGGUUAUAGUGUCAUAAAUGAUUUUUUUAAAGUGCAUUUCUCAAUUAGAAGA
Cicer arietinum (chickpea) is the source of this 1728-nucleotide messenger RNA. The record is from RefSeq and is a predicted model, not a curated record. Lineage: Eukaryota; Viridiplantae; Streptophyta; Magnoliopsida; Fabales; Fabaceae.